Messenger RNA from Schistosoma rodhaini, 795 nucleotides. The record is from the annotation of a GenBank genome assembly. NCBI's taxonomy places the organism in Eukaryota, Metazoa, Platyhelminthes, Trematoda, Strigeidida, Schistosomatidae.
AUGCAUAUGGAGCUGCUUGUUGAGAUGCACAGCAAUCUUAGUGCGGCUCACUUUAAUGAGCGAUGUGCUAAACAGUGUAUGAAGGUUGGAAAUAUCGAAGGUGCAAUCUAUUACUAUAAAAAGUCUAUUGCCUUCAUGGAACUAACCCGAGAAGAGGUUGAAGAAGGAGACCAUGAUUAUGUAAUUAUUGAUUUGCAGUUAUCAUCACUGAAGCUAAGCUUAAGUGAGGUGGUAUCGAAGAAGACAGAAAUAAUAUCUGGUGAUCAGAACGUUUCUUUGAAGACAAUCCCUGCUGAUCAUUCACCUUAUGACAAAAAAAUAGCUGACCCUCCGUCAUACUUACCUUUAUCUUCAAAUCAAACGUCCAAUAAGAAGGAACAAGGAGCUGCUGUUAAACUUCCUAAGACUGAAUUUCAAACACGUGAAGAAUUAGUCACCUGUAUCGAAGAACUUCGAAAACUUGUGGACAUGUUGGCAUCCCAGCUCAGUCGAGUUCGUCAAAUGCUUUCAGAAGAACGUGAACGUCGUCUUGCGAUAGAGGCAGAACUGAUAUCUUCAGGUGGUUUUAAUUAUCAGUCCAAUGAAUCUUUGACCUACCAAAACUACGAUGAUGACGAUGGUUUUGAUGAAAACAGACCAUGUGUUUUGACAGGCCUCACAAAACUUACAUGUUUGAACUUUAAUACAGAUAUCCCAUCGUCAACUGAGGCAGAUUCAUCUAACGAAGAUUCAACUUUACAUGAACCACGUCAAGAGUCAAAUUCUAAUAUGUCAGACUCAUUAGAGUCGAAAUAA